AUGUCGGCCAGGCCGGCAAAGAAGCCAGCUGCCAAGGCUCCGGCAAAGAAACCGGCAGCAGAUGCUGGAGUGGAGCUGCCCGAAGGCGAGCAGCUGCCCAAAAGGGAGCUCACAUGUGAGCUGCCCUCGGUGCAGCCGCCAGAGGGCUGGCAAGCGCCGGUCUUCACUCGGCCGCUGAACGUGGCGGUGCCCUGCACGGGCAUCGAUGGCUGCGGCCACGCUUUGCAAGUCCUCGGCAUCACGGAUGCACGCUUCUCCAUGGUGCAUGAUGUCGAGGGCAGGUACGAGCGCUAUCUGCAGGACCACCUCCCUGCAGAUACGCUUGUCCAUGCGGGCAAGGCAGGAGACAUCACUGCCCUUGCCCGCUCCAUGGACAAGGUCCAGCGGCCCGUGGACGUGCUGGUGAGCGGGCCACCCUGCCCGCCGUGGAGUCUGCAAGGCAAGCGACAGUCCACGCUGGACGCAAGGAGCUGGGUCCUCAUUGCCGUGAUCAAGCUCGCGGUGAUGUUGAUCAUGGUGGGCGAGCUCUCCGCCAUGGUGAUCGAGAAUGUCGUGGGCAUCUCGCAGAAGCUGCCUGGGCAGCAUGAGCCUUUCAUGCAGGCGCGGAAGGAUGUGCUCCUGCGUGCGGAGGUUGCCCAGUUCAGUUGGGGCUUUCACUGCCUCAGCGCGGUGGACUAUGGCUUGCCACAGCAGAGGACGAGAGUCUUUCUCGUCGGCAUCCGCUCAGGCUACGGCGGCGUGCCACAGCCGCUGGGGCCUUUCGGCCGGAGAACUCUUCGGGAGUUCUUGGCACCCGGGCUGCCCCCCGUGGACGUCUCCAAGCUGACGGCCAGCUUGAAGAAGAAUCUGGCCGAUGCUUGGCGGGCGCUGCGGAAGCUGGCCGCUGAGGGCAGCACCGCUUCUGUGGUGUGUUGGCCGCUUGACCGGUCGGAGGGCAUGACGUACCCUCGGAAGUUUUUCUUUGAUGUGGCGCCGACCCUGACGACGGCCAACACCCGCCUCUUCGUCGCCUCCAUGGACGACCUGCACAUGGGGCCGCAGCAGCGUGCCUUCUGGCGCUUCUUGCGGUGCGAGGAGCGGAUGGCUCUGCAAGGCUUCCCGCCGAACACCCUGCAGGGUGAGAGCGACGCUCUGAGGACGAAGGCGUCCGGAAACGCCUACCCGGUUCCUCUCAUGAUGGCCGUUUUGGGGCCGCUCCUGAGAGCCAUGUCGGAGAAGCAGGAGUUGUUGCACGACGGCCCGUGCAGGCCCUGGCAGGAGGCAAGCUGGCACAUUAUAGAGAACUCUUGGUCACUUUUUUGGACGAGGGUUUAG
Symbiodinium sp. CCMP2592 is the source of this 1314-nucleotide messenger RNA. The record is from the annotation of a GenBank genome assembly. NCBI's taxonomy places the organism in Eukaryota, Dinophyceae, Suessiales, Symbiodiniaceae.